GCGCUCCUCUGCUCCACGCGCCACCCGCCACCGCUCCGCCCACCGCCCGCCGUCGCUCCGUCAACAGCCCACCACCCGUCACCCCCUCUGUGCUGCCGCCGCUCGCCUUCUUGUAGUAUAGAGGGGAGAGAGAGGAGGAAGGCUGACAGGUGGGACCAAAUAGGCCACACCUUUUUUAAUUAUUUUUUUUAGCUGACAUAUGGGUCCCAUGAUUUUUACUAUUUUUUCGGAUAAAAUUGUCACGAAAGCGCCACGUCAAUGCCACGUAAUCGCCACGUCAGUGCCACGUGGGUCGAAGACCUAGUCAAAGGAGCCACGUAGGCGCCACGUCGGCCAAAACCGCCCUCCAUACUGCCGAGGGACAUUGUUUGCCCGGUUUUCGUAAGUUGGGGGACGAGUCAUACCCGGUUUUGCGGUCAAGGGACGAAAAUCAAACUGACCGACAAAUAGAGGGACCUAAAGUGAACUUAUUCCUUUUUAUAACUAGCAUGUGGGCCCAUAGUUUUUAUUAUUUUCCACUUCAAAUUACAACGUAAGCAUCAAGUCAACACCACGUGGGACAAAAACUAGUCAAAUGAGCUACGUAGGUGCCACAUCAGCUAAAACUGGAGACAAUACUGCCGAGGGACCUUGUUUGCACCGGUUUUAUAAACUGGGGGACAUGUUAUCUGGUUUUUCAGUUAAGGGCGAAUAUUACUGGGCGACAAAUUAAGGGACCCAACAUGAACUUAUUCUCUUUUGUUGCAAGUUUGUGAAUUCUUGGGUCAUACUGGGCCGUCCUGUCUGCAUGGGCUGCAAGUAGAUAGCCCAGGUCGACUUCUUUUCUGCUUUUGACUGUUCCGAAUAUAAAAAUAAAUUAUAGUAAAAAAAAAGAAAGAAAAAACUCCAAGCAGGAAUCAAUUCCACGAGAUCAAGAAGAAGAGGAAGAAGUCGCUUCGCGGGCGAUGGCGAGCAGCUCGUCGCCGCCGCCGCCGCCGCAGAUUCGUUGCGCCUCCUUCAAUCAGGACAACAGCUUGUUUUAUGUCGGGACGAAGGAUGGAUUCAGGAUUUUCGAUGCCCAUACAGGGAAGCUCCACUACCAGAAGAAUAUUGGUGGAAUCGGCAAUAUGGAAAUGUACUUUCGGACAAACAUUCUUGCUAUAGUCGGAACUGGUGAACAGCCUGUACUAUCUCCUCGCUGCCUUCGCCUUAUCGACACCGUAGCAGCUGUCACAAAGAAAGAUCUGAACUUUAAGACUUCAGUUUUGGCUGUUCGAUUAAGUAGAACGAGGCUUGUUGUUGUAUUGCAGGACAGGACCUUUAUUUAUGAUGUAAACAGCACUACUAUAUUGGAAGAAAUUGAAACAGUUCCCAAUACAAAAGGUCUUUGUGCAUUCGCUCCUAAUUCAGAAGCAUGUUAUUUGGCCAUCCCAGCAAGCACAUCCAAAGGAUCUGCUUUAGUUUAUAAGGCAUCAGAACCUGAAUUAAUAUGCCAGAUAGAUGCUCACGAGUCUCCCUUAGCUGCAAUGGCAUUUUCUUCUAAUGGCACGUACCUGGCAACAGCUUCUGGGAAGGGUACUAUUAUUAGAGUAUUUCUCGUUGCACAAGCAACCAAGUCACACAGUUUUCGGCGGGGAACAUACCCAUCAACAAUAUAUUCACUCUCAUUCGGACCAUCGGAUGAUCUGCCCGAUGUUCUUGUUGCCACAAGUUCAUCAGGCUCGUUGCACAUGUUUUUCCUCGAUGCUGCCAGAAAUCGAAGGAACCAAACGAGCAAAUUGCUUGGUUCAAUGAUUCCUGGAGCAAUAACUCGUGCUUUGGAUCCAGCAAACCAUCACAUUAUUCACAACGUCAUCCCUGCAGGAAUCAAGAGCUGUGUAGCCGUACAUAAGGUCGAAAAUUCACAAAAUUCUUCUAAACUUCCUGCUUUAAGGACUGUUGUCUAUAUCAUAACUCAUGAUGGAUACUUCCGCGAGUACUCGAUCAACACCACAAAGUCAAAUGAAUCUUCCUGGGUUUUGCAACGCGAGCUCAAUCUACUGGAUACCGGUUGUAGCACUCCCCAGCGGGAGGAACAACACAAGGACUGACUAGCAGACUAGUUGGCUCACCAAUGACAGAAGCUUCAGCUGUGUGUACAUACAAUUUGUAAGAUAGUGUGCUGGUAGGGCUGGUCUGUGGUUUGGGCUGAGAUUCUAACUCCAAUUGGACAAGUGUAUCAUAGAUGUGCCCACCAAUGGUGAGGGAUGAUUCAUCCUUCUUGUGGAUGUAAAUUAUAGAUAGUAACUGCCAAUAUGGCAAUAUAAUUACACUACAAGUAUAUGUAACUGCUUUGCUACACGACUGACAGACUUUGCCCUGAGUGGUUACAAUGAAAUGAACCAGCAUACUGCCAUACUGACAGAA
Oryza sativa Japonica Group (Japanese rice) is the source of this 2385-nucleotide messenger RNA. RefSeq names its product autophagy-related protein 18b. Gene Ontology annotation, biological process: protein lipidation; nucleophagy; protein localization to phagophore assembly site. The record is from RefSeq and is a predicted model, not a curated record. Gene Ontology annotation, molecular function: phosphatidylinositol-3-phosphate binding; phosphatidylinositol-3,5-bisphosphate binding; protein binding. Gene Ontology annotation, cellular component: phagophore assembly site membrane; cytosol; extrinsic component of membrane. Lineage: Eukaryota; Viridiplantae; Streptophyta; Magnoliopsida; Poales; Poaceae.